AUGAAAAAUGCUCGAUAUUUAUUUGAACAACUUUUUAACCGUGUCAUUAAAUGUUUUGAAUUGAAUAAAUUUAUAUUUAAUCCACAAAUGAUUGAAUUAUUAUUUGAUGAAACCAAAGCAAAUAAACCUUUACAACUUCAUUCACAAAAGUCUAAUCUGUUUAUUUACAAAGAUUAUUUCCAUUCUUGUCUUUUAAAUUUUGUAUUAAAUCAUCUUACUUCUAAUCAAUUAAAUAUUUAUUUUGAUGAUGCCGUUAAUGUAGAGGAUUACAUGAAUGUUUUAUUUACAAUUCUGAAAAACGGAGGAGAUAAAUUUUCUAAAGUUUGUUACAGGCAUCCGGCUCUUCUAGAACUUUACAGUCUUAUUAUACAGGUAAUUAGAUAA
Messenger RNA from Meloidogyne enterolobii, 384 nucleotides. NCBI's taxonomy places the organism in Eukaryota, Metazoa, Nematoda, Chromadorea, Rhabditida, Meloidogynidae. The record is from the annotation of a GenBank genome assembly.